This is a messenger RNA of Sycon ciliatum, 5134 nucleotides long. RefSeq lists its product as uncharacterized. The transcript has 9 exons. Bases 261 to 4469 code for a protein of 1402 amino acids. NCBI's taxonomy places the organism in Eukaryota, Metazoa, Porifera, Calcarea, Leucosolenida, Sycettidae. The record is from RefSeq and is a predicted model, not a curated record.
CAACUUUCUUCACAUUUUCCCAAUUUUUAGUACGGUGGCGAGAAUCAGGCAAAGGCAAGGAACCUGGGUUUUUUUUAGGACUGUUGCGUCCCUUUGACCGACAAUGUCAGCCGUUGGGCAAGUUGUAACUUUCUUAUGAGAGAAGAACUUCCCGUCGUAACGUAAGACAGUGUGUUUAUUUUUCACUAUUUUUCAGUGAUCACAUUCCACCAAUUAUUUUUCUCAACAAGACCACUCAUAGAGUAAUACGAUAUUCAAGAAUGUGGAACCAACAGGCUGCGAAUCAGCCUGCAGAUCAACAGAAUCAGAAUUGGCAAUGGCAGCAGUAUUAUCAAACACAAGCUGCAGCCGGGCAGCCGUGGGGUGCACAGGGUGUUCAACAGCAGCAGCAGCAGCAGCAGCCGUAUAUGCAGUACAAUGCCGCCGCUAUGCAGCCCCAAUACGGCAUGAUGGCCGGAAGCCAACAGUGGCCUGCAGCAGCGACAAUGCAGCAGCAGCAAUGGCAGCAGCAGGUCGGGGCAGGAGUUGCAAUGCCACCAACUUCGGCCGCACCUCCACCAUUGCCAUCAGGGCCACCUCUCCCCACAGAACCAGCGCCGCCAUUACCUGAUGAUGAACCUCCACCACUGCCUGAGCCGCCGGCACCUCCAGGAGAUCAGCCGGAUGGUGCUGCCAAGGAGCCAGCUAGUACUGCCUCAGCUGCCGGAACAGCACCACCACCAUCCUCAUCUGUGUUAGGAACAUCCACUUCGACCAAUCAAGCACCAUUGCAGACCAGUACAUCAUCUGGGGAAACCGUGGCUGCUUCUACACAGCCCAGCGCUCCCCAGCAGCCAGCGCAGGUACCAUACGAACAACCUGUCCAGCCUCCUCAGCAGUUUCCUGGUGUAGUGCAACAACAACCGCAGCCAGUGCAGCCUUAUCUGCAACAGGCUCCUGCUCAGCAACAGGCUCCUGCUCAGCAGCAAUUUCCAUAUGGGAAUGUACAGGCACAGCAGCAGCAACCUCCAAUGCACACACAAGUCUGGCCACAGCAACCUCCACAGCAACCUCCACAGCAGCAGCAACCUUCACAGCAACAGCAAGCACACCAGUGGCCUCAGGAGCAGCAUCAGUGGCCUCAGCAGCAACAAGAGCAACAUCCUGCAGCUCAGCAUCACCCCGACCCGCAUCAGUCGUACCGCCAGCCUUUACAACCAGCGGCACAGGCACACUCUGGUUCUGGGCCUCCAGCCGCAGGUAAACCACAAGGCUUACUGACCGCUCCGCCAGUGAGGCCAAUGACGCAGGUCGGUCAGCCCAGGCUUGGUGGUCCACCACCGCAUCCCAGUGACCGCCAGCCACGUGCCUUGCUGCAAGAUCCAACUCAACAUGGUGAGCAAGACACUCCUCGCAACGCCAGUCCCAAGAAUCCGCUGUCAGAGCCGAGCUCUUCCAGCAACCGUCCACAUACUGCCAGCGAUGCAGAGCAUGGCAAGUACCGUUCACCACUGUCUCAGGCGCCAGGCUCUACAGUAGCUGAAGGUGAGCAGUUUGGAAAGAUUCCCCCCACUGUGGAUGGCAGCAAGGAACCAGCAGCUGGUGAAGAAAGUGAGCGGAGCUGGUCGCCAUCGCCUAUGGUGCCUGCAGUGGCAGCCAGGCCACCGGCAGCUAGUCGUUGGAAGAAAGUGCCCGAAUCUGGGACAGCUGAAGAACCGCCAUGGCCUACUGAUACCAAGUCCGCAGUGGACUGGAGACAGGUUGGUGGUGUGGAGCAGCCAAAGGCAGCCAGUGAGGAGCCCCCGUGGCCAAAGCGGGAUACCCCAGCCUGGAAGGAGACUGUACAAGGAGAUGCUCCUGGCCAUGUACCUGUUCAUACUGAAGGUAUGCCUGUACCUGUAACUGGUGAGCCGACAACACAGCCGCCGCAAUGGCAAGAGCAUGACGAGCACGCUUAUCGGUCAACUGCUCAUCAGAGUCAGCCUUCUUAUGAUGAACAUGGUGAUGGUACUGCCACUGGAGCCGCUGCGGCUAGUGGUGUGGUUAGUGGUGUAGCUAGUGGUGUAGCUAGUGGUGAUAGUGGCUGGAAUGGGGCUGGCAACGCAUACGAACACGAUCGCCAGUCGGCUUACCACUCAGCAGAGCAUAGUGACCGGUUUCGUACUGGAGAGGAUUACUUCAGAGAGCCUGCUCCUGAGCAACGGAGUGCUGGCGACGACUACAGACACCAUGCUCCUGAGCAGCGUAGAGCCGGCGGUGGUGGUGGUGGUAGUGCUGGCAGUGAGGAUUACAGAGCCACUGAACGUCAUCAUCACCAGCAUGAGCCACGGCAACAACAUGAGCAGCAUCACACUGAUGAUCCUUCGUACAGAGGUAGGGACUUUUCUCGAGACCAGCACUUGGAUGAUGAGUCUCGUGACCAGCGACGGCGGUAUAAUGACGGUGCUGAGCACCGGCACGAAUCACAUCCUCCUGCUGCGCAUGAUCACAGUCGCACUGGUGAUUACCGGAGCGAGGAGUACCGCGCACAUGGCCCGGAUCACAGGGGCGAGAGACGCACUGAACACCCAUCUGAUCGCUACCCAGGCGAUGGCCGCCACUAUGACCACCCUCCAGCCAGAAGAGCAGACGAUGGUGCACAGCCCAGGUCUGGCGGCAGUCCGUAUGAGUCAUCUUCUAAUUGGCAGCACAGCUGGCAUGGAGAAUCGCAUGAGCCACAUGCUUAUGGUCGGGAGCGUGAGCAUGUCAGAGCAUCAGAGAGCUGGCGUUCCGGCCAAGACCGACCAACACCCGUAGAAGCAGAGUAUGUCUCCAGUGAGGCAGCCAGGGCUGACUAUAGGGAGGAUAGUCGCACCGAUGCUGUGAAUCAAGAGCACUUCGACUACGCCCACCGGAAACAAGGGGAUGGAGGUGCCGAACACCAGCAGGCAGCUUGGCAAACGGACGCAUCACAGUACCAGCAGUAUGGGCAGGAGGGUGCGUGGAAGGGUAGUGCUGCUGAAGCUGCGUACCAUGCAUAUGGUGCACAUGAUCAGCAGCAAAACUCGUACGAGUCUUGGGCACAAUACAACCAUGCCGACCCUGCAGCUUACAACGCCUAUCCAGCUGGGCCAGCUGACCAGCCCUACGACCAUCAAGCUGGUGGAGCUGCGGGCUCUCUUGGUGCUCUGCCGCAAGAUAUUCUGAAGGCUGCUGGCCUUGGAGGACAAAGUGCUUCAAAGCCAAAGGGUGCACUGCCAUCUUGGUUACGUUCUUCACUGGAGCAAGUGUUGGCCAAGAAAAAAGAGUCGGCUGUGGACAAGGACGACGAUGAUGACGGUUCUGAUUCUGACAAUAGUGUUGAGGAAGCACCUGUGCUCAGGGGAGAAUCAUCGCCACCACCUGUCAAGGAGAUCAAGGCACCAGCCAAAUCAGCAUAUCCUUCUGAGCAACGUAUUCGAGAGCUGAACUCCAGAAAUGACGCUUCUGGCGCAGAGUCCCAUGCAGAGUCAAGUGACGUUGACGAUGGUCUGAGCGUACAAGAGAGGAUGCGCCGUAUGAUGACAGAAGUCCUGCUCGGUGCCACAGAUGAUGGCAUUCAAUUUGUUGCUAAGGAGGUUAUCAAUGAGGCCCUACUUCAUAGACAGAGAGUAAUGACGCAAGCUGCUCCAGAUGUUCUUGGGUUACUAGGCUACUCAUCCGACAGCGACUCUGAUGAUGGUGGCAGAUCAGCUGCACAUGCUGCUGCUGCUGCUAAAGGCCCUGCUGUUCUCAAGGACGGUUACGGUGUUCCGGUGCUUGGCAGCAGUCUUGAGCCACAACAUCCUGACAAUCAUGCGGCUACAUCCUCGUAUGAUCCUUCAGCAGCUGAGCACACUGCCAUUGGUGACCCAGACCUCGACGGAGCUGAAAUGGAUGAGCUCGACGGUGACCCGCUGGAUGAAGGCAACGAGUACCAUCACCACCAUCACCAGCGUCACGAUCAGCAUGUGGAACGCCCCGACAUGGCGAGCAGGUCCUACAGGGAAGGUAGUAGUAGUGCUGGUAAGGUGUCUGCUGGUACCGAUAUGUCCUCCUAUCACACCGUAGCUCCUCCUAGUGGCAUUGAUGGCAGCAGCAGCAUGUCCUAUCGGUCUGAGUACCGUGGCAUUGCUAAUGCCGAUGUUACUGCAGCUUCGACAGUUGUGAUGGAUGAUGACAGAUCACGAGAGAGUGACAAGCUCCACCACCAUCGCAGCAAGCACAGUCGCCGCGAUCGGGAUCGAGAGCGUGAUCGAGAGCGUGAUAGAGAUCGAGAGCGUGAUCGAGAGCGUGAUCGUGAUUACUCCCCAAGGCGGGAAUCUCGCCAUGGCGGCGACCGCUCACCCAAGCAUCACCGUAAGCACAGCCGUCGUAGUCCUUCACCGUCCUCGUCGUCGUCUCGCUCUAAGAAGCGGUACCAUGAACAUGAUGAGCGCAGCCACUCCCGCUCACCUUCUCACCGCCACAAGCACUCAUCCAAGCGCAGAUAGCAAUACAGCUUUCACUGCUAAUACGUGGAGCUCAUUGCGUUCUUCGGCUCGCGCUGUAGGAUAUUGUCUUUGCUAGCAGCACAGCGGCACUACAUUACUGGUAGUGCUGUGUUCAAUCAACGCUCGUAUCCCUCGCUUCUUGUUCCCUUAUUGUUAGUGUUCACAGCUUGCUUUCACUGCCCAGCUGCUGUGUUUCCUCCCCCCAGUUCUGCAGCACUUGAAAUGUCCUGCAUCUGCGUGACAGCUACUGCCAGUGCUGGCAGUCAUGAUAUUCAUCACUUAUUGUCUCGUAGUGACGGUGCUGCACACUCUGGUCUUGUCUGUGUUGCACGUGGGCAUGUUCUUCACUUAAGUCAAGAGCCAGGGCUAUGUCCUGUGUUCCGUGAGCCCACUGUAUACUUGCCAUGCACAUAUGCCUUUCCACUGCCGUUUGCCAUGCUUAAUUUUCAUACUUCGAGUAUGUACAUGAUUGUAUAAUACCUUCUAACACUGUCAUGCACUGUAAAAGUCUUGCCUUUUGCACCAUACAGUCACUGUACUGUGUGCCUCUGUCAUGAUGGGCUGCUGUGCAUCUGCUGAGUGACAGCAGUUUUUUGGUGUUUUUUUGCUUUUCUACAAGUGUUAGAAUACCUAUUAUUAUUUGUUAUUCCUGUGUAUUUACAGCA